Astrephomene gubernaculifera is the source of this 1744-nucleotide messenger RNA. NCBI's taxonomy places the organism in Eukaryota, Viridiplantae, Chlorophyta, Chlorophyceae, Chlamydomonadales, Astrephomenaceae. The record is from the annotation of a GenBank genome assembly.
AUUUGUAGGUAUACCCGCAUGCAUACUGGUUAGAAACCAGGGAGGUUGCCGAGCGCAAGUCUUAUGCCUAAAUACCUGUACGGUUAACGAUUGACCUCGGUCGAAUGGGAAUGGCGUUCUAGUAGUAAACUUUGGUAGCAACACAAGACGGCGUUUGGUUUAUGCUCUGCAGUCACUCUGGCAAACGCAACUCUUGAUGGCACUGUAGCUAGUGGCCCGCUUGGGAACCUAAUGGCUUACAACCUAUAGCUAUUACCACUCCAUGGCAAGCCACACUUUCUGUCGUGCAAAGCCCCAGAAGCAGCGACCGUGUUCUGCAUCGGAGGCACUUACCAUUGUCCAGGAGCUGCUUGCCAACGGCAUAUCGAGCCUUCCUGACGACGUUCGCUCAAACCUUUAUAACGUAGAAACCGAACUUGAGGUACUUAAGGGAUUUUCGGAGGACUUGACAGGCGCCGCACGACAACAACCGGCGGCGACAUUGGGCACAGAAGCAGCGCAGCCCGCUGCUGUUGCGCAGCCUGCUAAUGUAGCGCAGCCUGCAGCGGCCGGAGUCGUAGAUAAGAAGGAACGGAGAAAGGACAAGAAGCAUAAGGACCGCGAAAAGAAGGGUACCUCGGACGCUGGCGCGAAGGAGCAUAAGAAGGAGAAGGAGCGGCCUGACAAGCGGAAAGCAGAGGGGAGCGCAUACGAAGACAAGGAGAAGCGGAAAUCGAAGAAGCAGAAGACGGCGUCAUGAGCUGCCCGCCUGGUGUGAGAGAGCGGGCGUUGGACGGGUAUGAGCUGGCGAACCUAGUGAUGCGGGUGGGCUCUGGUGCAGGGCGCUAGCUGGAUUGGGUUCCCUUGAUUCCUACGGGAUAUGCAGUGCUUACAGCUGUUUGAGCGCUAGCAGGUCGCUGACAGGCGGGGUUACAAUCCCACGCACCUUGGAAAACACAUCCGGCAAUGCAUGGGAAUAUCGCAAUUGCGGGAGCGAGUUACGUGUAGUGAGCCCGGCCGGUUCUCGGACGACGACGCGCGGUGAUGGCACAUGUUGACAAUACCCGUAGCAGCGUCAACCCGGUCGGGGUGGACCUUACCUGCUGUUACCUGGUACUUGACGAGGUCAGGCGGGGGAGUCGUCCCUGUGGUUGACCAAACUGACGUGGCUGACCAAGUUUACGCUUUGGCGUUGCGAAAACUGCUGCAAGGCUUUGCGCUGGGGCGCCCAGCUGCCCCGUCUGCUGCUGUGCUUGUAGGGGCUUGGUCGCUCAUGUCCAGACUGCGAUAGGGGUGUUAGCCGAUGUCUGGCCCAUAUUAGAUGGGCUUUGCUGUCGUGCCAGCUAGAAAGGAGUUGUGGAGGCGCAUGAGCAGAGUUCUCGUGCCGCUGCAUAUGCGGCGCAGACUUUGGCGAGAGAGGACUAUGGGCGGAGGGUCUGGCGUAGAAGGCGGUUUCGUAGCUUUGUAUCUGUAACGAUACGUGGCUGAAGCACCGGUAUGCGAACUGAGUGGCGGUGGUGUGUGCGAGGAGAGCGGGUUUCUGGUAGGCUUCUUCCGCUCUGUGGUGUUUAAGGCAAUUGAACGAUUGCUUGUGCGCAAAAGAAGUACGAGAUAAGAGUAAUAACACAUGUUAAGGAUGUACACGUGCCUGAAACGGAGUUAUGCCCUUGACAUGCAGCCCUGCGGUAGAAUCAAGCAGUACAAUGCUGCACAAUCGUACGGCAAACUAGAGGCAAAACAAAUAUGAACAGGAAAAAUGGCGAAC